AUGCCUGCUAAUCCCGUGCCGAGCUCCAGCUUUUAUACCGGCUUCAUCCUGCAUGCUGUCCAGCUUGUUUCCUGUGGAAUUAUCAUUAGCUGCGUGUGCGCGUAUCUUUUUGCCGAUAUGCGCGAAUUUCAAUGGAUGGCCGUAGGGUCUAUAGUGGGAUUUGCAGCGGCACUUACUCCCGAACAGCUGAUCACUGCUCCGAGGCGGAGUGAAGCCAUUCCCAAUCCAUCUGGAGAAGUCGCGCUGUUUUCUACAUCGCAGUACUCUUUUGACACCCACACCACCUCGUCGUGGUGGAGUCUUUUGGACUUGGAGACCGGGAAAGCCACCCAACUCACCAACGAUAGCAAUGUCUCCGAGUUGAUUUGGCUGGGGUCGACAGACUCGGGUCUGCUGUAUAUCAACGGCACUAAUGCUGACAUCCCUGGAGGUGUCGAGGUUUGGGUGUCGGAUACCUCGGAUUUUACGAAAUCCGCUUACAAGGCAGCCUCACUGCCGGCACCGCUGUCUGGUCUCAAGACCGCCAUUACUAAGUCUGGAGACAUUAACUUCCUGGUGUAUGGAGAGUCCUACGGCAAUGGAACUGCCUACAACGAGGAGCUCGCAACGGCGCCUUUGAGCUCGGCUCGUAUCUAUGACAGCAUCUACACCCGCCACUGGGACACUUGGCUCACGACGAGAUUCAAUGCUGUUUUCUCGGGAACUUUGAAGGUAAAGAGAGCCGGACAAGGCGCGGCAUCUCGCUACUCCUCUCAUGGAUCUCUCAAGAACCUCGUUGCAGGAGUGAAGAACCUCGAAUCUCCCAGCCCUCCCUUCGGCGAUGCGUCUGACUAUGACAUCUCGCCCAACGGCAAAUUGGUCGCGUUCAAGAGCAAGGCACCUGAAUUGCCGCGUGCAAAUAACACUGCAUCUUAUAUCUAUCUCGUGCCUCAUGACGGGUCUAAGGAGGCCGUCGCAAUCAAUGGCCCGGACAGUCCUGGUACACCACAGGAUAUAAAGGGUGAUUCCAGCAGUCCUGUCUUUUCUCCUGAUGGUCGUCGUAUUGCCUACCUGCAAAUGAAAGACGUCGCAUAUGAGUCGGACCGCCGUACUCUCUAUGUCUAUACCAUUGACUCCAAGGAGACCAUCCCAACUCUGGCCAAGGACUGGGACCGCUCGCCAAGUGCUGUCAAAUGGACUGCUGACGGAAAGAGUCUGCUUGCAAACACUGAAGACCAUGCCCGUACACGGCUGUUCCUGUUGCCCGCCAAUGCUGGCGAUGACUUCAAACCCAAAAAUUUCACCAAUGGUGGCUCCGUGAGUGCGUACUAUAACCUGCCCAACGGCGAGGUCUUAGUAUCCGGCACUGCUAUCUGGUCUAGCUGGACAGUUUACACCGCAAAGCCAGGCAAAGGUCUCACCAAGCUUCUCUUUUCUGCCAAUGCAGUCGAUCCCAGUCUGAAGGGUCUGAGUCCCGCUGACGUCGAUGAGUUCCACUACAAGGGCAACUGGACAGAUAUUCAAUCUUGGAUCAUUUACCCUCCCAAUUUUGACAAGUCAAAGUCAUACCCCCUCUUGUUCUACAUUCACGGUGGUCCCCAGGGUUCUUGGGGCGAUUCCUGGAGUAGUCGUUGGAACUACAAGGCCUUCGCUGAUCAGGGAUAUGUAGUUGUUGCACCUAACCCAACUGGCAGUACAGGAUUUGGUGAUAAGCUAACGGACAUGAUCACAAACAACUGGGGUAGCUACCCCUACGAUGACUUGGUCAAGUGCUGGGAGUAUGUCCGUGACAAUUUCGACUUCAUUGAUACAGACCGUGGUGUGGCAGCCGGUGCCAGUUAUGGUGGUUUCAUGAUCAAUUGGAUUCAAGGCAACCCUCUCGGUCGUGAAUUCAAGGCACUGGUUAGCCAUGACGGCACAUUCGUCGCCGACGCCAAGAUUUCGACUGAGGAAUUAUGGUUCAUCGAACAUGAUUUCAACGGCACUUUCUGGGCAAACCGAGACAACUAUCGCCGUUGGGACCCAUCUGCCCCUGAGCGCAUCUUGCAAUUCGAUACACCGCAGCUCAUUAUCCACAGCUCAAAGGACUACCGUCUUCCUGUUUCGGAGGGUCUAGCCUUGUUCAAUGUUUUGCAAGAACGGGGCGUCCCUAGUCGACUGCUGAACUUCCCGGAUGAAAAUCAUUGGGUUCUCAACAAGGAGAACAGUCUUGUCUGGCACCAACAGGUUCUUGGAUGGCUUAACAAGUAUUCAGGCAUUAAUGCCCCAGGCACUGUCAGUUUGGAUGAUACCACAAUUCCUGUUGUCGACUACGAUCCUUGA
Messenger RNA from Penicillium canescens, 2301 nucleotides. It is a transcript of the gene dppV, whose product is annotated as dipeptidyl peptidase DppV. The transcript is spliced from 8 exons. Bases 1 to 2301 code for a protein of 766 amino acids. The record is from RefSeq and is a predicted model, not a curated record. Gene Ontology annotation, biological process: proteolysis. Lineage: Eukaryota; Fungi; Ascomycota; Eurotiomycetes; Eurotiales; Aspergillaceae. Gene Ontology annotation, molecular function: serine-type endopeptidase activity.